Messenger RNA from Odobenus rosmarus divergens (Pacific walrus), 1148 nucleotides. It is a transcript of the gene TMA16, whose product is annotated as translation machinery associated 16 homolog (S. cerevisiae). The record is from RefSeq and is a predicted model, not a curated record. Bases 58 to 669 code for a protein of 203 amino acids. Gene Ontology annotation, cellular component: nucleus. The transcript is spliced from 7 exons. NCBI's taxonomy places the organism in Eukaryota, Metazoa, Chordata, Mammalia, Carnivora, Odobenidae.
GUUGGUGUUUCCCUGAUCUCGGCUGCCGAGGUCCUGCAGGGCCGUGAGGACGUCACCAUGCCUAAAGCCCUAAAGGGAAAACUUGUAGGACGGGAAAAAAAAGUCAUCCACCCAUAUAGUAGAAAAGCAGCUCAAAUUACAAGAGAGGCCCACAAACAAGAAAAAAAGGAAAAAUUGAAGAAUGAAAAGGCAUUGCGUCUCAACCUUAUUGGUGAAAAACUGCAGUGGUUUCAAAGUCAUCUUGAUCCCCAAAAAGUAGGAUAUUCAAAGAGAGAUGCUUGUGAAUUAAUUGAAAGGUAUUUAAAUCGAUUCAGCAGUGAACUAGAGCAGAUUGAAUUACAUAACAGCAUCAAAGACAGGCAGGGAAGGCGGCACUAUUCCCGGGAGACAGUCAUCAAGCAGACAAUGGAACGUGAGCGACAACAGUAUGAAGGAUAUGGCCUUGAGAUUCCAGACAUUGUAAAUGCAGGUAAUCUGAGAACUUUUAGGGAAUGGGAUUUUGAUCUGAAGAAAUUGCCAAACAUUAAAAUGAGAAAAAUUUGUGCUAAUGAUGCAGUCCCCAAGAAGUGUAAGAAGAAAACUGUUACAGCUGUGGACAAAGAUUUAGGGGAACUGGAACUAAAAGAUGAAUCAAGUGAUUCAGAUGAGGAAAUGACAGCAGUGGCCUAAUUGUCCUUUGCCUGAGGUGAAAGCAAAUAAUUGGAGAGCUUCAAGUUCUGUUUGACCUGAUCAUGGUAACUAACUGUCCAGAUACAAGAAUUUGCUAUGUAACUUCUUUCAUGAUGAGAAUCCCAUUUGCAGUUUCAAAAACGGUGUUAUGAUUUUCAUUUAAAAAUGAAUGUUGCUUUUCGUUUACAUUAAAUUGCUAAAAUAGAUAUAGUGAAAUGAAAGCACAAUCUAAGAUCCAUUUAAUCUGAAUUUCCCGGGCAGGGGGAGUGAUAUGAAUAAGGACAGAAAUGUUUUGAUUUUUUUCCUCAUGUUUACCUCGGAUCACCUGAUCUCACAUUCUGGGCCUUGUAUAGCAACAUGUUUGCUGUAAGGGUCCUAAGGAUACUUCUUGAGCAGUAAUGAUAGCAAAACUGGCUUUCAGUAAUAGUGUUUCACCAGUCUUCCUCUUAAAUAUAACACCUAUUUUCUUUCCUUGUAAA